AUGGAAGGCACACAUACCAUCCUCCUGUUGCACAAACCCAUUACAGAGCUUUGUUACAUCAGCUUCUAUCAUCCAGAGGGGGAAGUCACAGGAUUUACUUAUGUGGGCUCUGGAACUCUGGAUAGAACCAGUGAGAGUUUCUGUGGCUGCUAUCAAGUGAGGGAGAGGGUAGACAUGGCCCUGAGAGAACGGCCAUAUAAAGACCAUGGCGUUAUUAUUUUCAAGCAAACUACCACAAAAGACCUUCUCAAUGAAAUGUACAAACUGACUGCUGAAAAGGAAAACCUGUUAUCCAGUGUUUUGAGUUCUCAUCAUAUUCCGGACCUUAAGGCAGGACAUCAGGAGGAAAAGCGACAGGAUGUUUCCGGAGUCCCGACACUUAAAGGUGAUAAUUACUCCAUUCUUACACAUCAGCAGGAGUUACUACUGCAGGAUUCUACAAAGAGAGACAAUUUGAAUCACAAAAAAAUGAGGAAAUACAGAAGGAAAGAGAGUUCUGAAGAGAUCAGACAUCGUAAAGAGGGAAAAAAGAUACAUGAACAUCUCUUUUUACUGAGUACACAAGACAUCCAACAGAAAAAUAAGAUGGUCUCCACAAGACUUUCUACCAGGAGUUAUCCUAGCUCCUUUUCUCCCUCCAGCUGCCUAUCAGUAAAAGGUAAGGAUAAUUUACCAGUAGACAAUAGAAUACAACCAGAAAGGUGGAUAGAAGAGGGCUAUUUUCUUAAGACUAACAAAGCUGUGAAAUUGGAUGCUGACUUACCAAGUUCUAGCUCAAAAGACAUCAACAAUGUUGUUGCAGUUGAACCAGUAGAUAAUGGAGAAUGCAUUCCUGAAGUUACCAAGGUACAACAGAGGACCACUUUGGUGAAUUCAUCUCACUACGGUCUGUCUAACAAACUUGAGACAUUAAGUAAAUCUGCAGCUGCUAAAGGCUUGAAAAGUAGCAAGUAUGCUGAGCCAGUAUGCAAGGAGAAACCAGGAAUCACAGUUCUUGCUGAAGUCCAGGACUUCGACACUAGUAUUAAAAAAGUUACCAAUCCCCCUGCAGAGUCUUUGCCUGACUCUCACAGAGAUAACAAAACCACUUCUCCUGUUCUCACAAGAGCACAUAACGAGGUUAUAUCAAGAAGUGAUGUGUACUCUGUAGAUGAAGCUGCUGGAGACUCUAAUAACAGUGUGCUGCAGGAAAAGGAGGAAGACAGCUCUGGUUUGCAGUACAAAGCAGAGAGAGUGCACAUUACUGAUGAGUCAUGCAACCUUGUGGGAGCAGUUAAUAAAGCUCUUCUGAAAGUUAUCCGGAGCGACAGUUUAGAUGAAGCUGCAGAAUGGAAGAGACUGCAACAAAUUACAAGAGUAGACAAAAACCUGCCAGGCUCACCAUAUGAGAAAAGGACCACGGUAUCCCAGGGAAACAGCAAGCAUUUAUUUUUGAACCUGCCUGUAAAUGAAAGUCCUGAUAUUCCUCAGACAAGUAAUAAUCUUAAACUGGAAGAGAAAAGGCUGCAUUCACCCCCAUUAGCAGCAGUGAGUAAUGUUUUUAGUAAUUCAUAUCCGCUAUCUAAUACACACAAACAAAUGUCACCUAUUCCUUCUCCAUUAUCUUCGAGACUGCCCAGCCCGCAGCUGCACCACCGGAUCCUCCCGCUACCAACACAGAACACCGAGGACGAAUCCAUGCUCAGUGACUAUGGCCAUGGAAGGCACGGUGCUAUAAACUUCUCUUUCAGUGAUUUGGAGCCAUCAUUUUAUCGGAAGUUUUCUGAUCCUGGAGAAUUGGGAUUUGCCAGCAGACAACGGGGCCUACAUCAGAAUGCAACUGCAGGACAUUUUGAAAAGUGUGCUGUGCAAGAAAAAUUAACUACUCGGACACAGCAGAGUUUCUGUCCAGUUAAUUUGGCCCUCCCGGGCGCUGGCCGCUCUCCCGCCGCCCGGCGCUCCCGGUCCCUGGGCGCGGCCGCAGCCUCUGAUAAGUACCUGCGUGCACCUCUCAGCAGCAGCUGUGCAGGGCAAGGACAGUGCGCUGGCGCACCGGGACAAGGAAGUAGGGAGCAGCCGCAGCGCGCUCGGCCCGGCGGGACGGCUGCUGUAGCUGCCGGGGGCGCGCAGCCCGUCGGGGUGCGGAGCACCGGGGGACCAUCGGUCGGGCUCCAGCCGAGGUUAGUGCUGGGACAAACCCCUCUUGCGCGAGGGAACAAGCUCCGGACGUCGCCGAGAACUGUUUUUUUACGGCGGGUCGUUCUGCUGCUCCCUUGGCGGAGCCGGAGCCCCGACGGCGGAAGGAGCGGCGGGGCGGCCCGGCCGGGAGCGCGGGAGGCCGGCGGCCUGCGCGGGCCGGGCCGGGCCGGGCCGCCUUCAGCAGCACUGCUGCGAGCGAACCUAUUCUCUACUUCACGCAACAUGGAAGAACAUAAUGGGACGCCUGACUGUAGUCAGCUUUUAGACCUGAAGAACACAGCAGAAAGCGACCCUAACCCACUCACUACAUUUUCUGUGAAAACACUGUUUGGACUUACAACUAAGCUUGAAUCUACAGCUCCUACAGAAGAAACAGUGCUUAAAGCAUUUCAACCUUUGCACAGCAAUAUAAAUACUCACGCUAACACCUGGCAUGAGAGGAAUGAUAAUGGAUGUAAUGAGGACUCAGAAAAUCAGCACAGCAUGGACAGUACCAGUGGCCAGGCUGACCCAAUGUCUGGCAGGCAGGCAGGCCUGGAGCUGGAGUUAGCUGACCAAAAUGAAUUACUUCUUCAGCAUUUGAGGUUUGUUCAGCCUUCUUUGUCUGAAUCUGACAAUGAUGACAAGGAUGUUAUUCUUGUACAAGGUACUUUGGUUCAUACAACAAGUGACACAGAAUCGGACACGGAGAAUAAGGACCUAGACACCGAUGAGAACAAUGCAAGCAAAUAUGGGCUAAAAAAUGCUGCUUUGUCUGCUGAGGCCUUGGACAACAGCAAUCAAAAUAAGGGAGAGUCAGAAUCAGAAGGGCACAGCAACAAUGAUGACACUGUGGAUACAGACGACAUUGAAUUACACCCACCAUUCUCUAACCAGCUCCCAAAAGAGCUGGAUGGUAUUCUACAGUAUGACUCCAAUGGAAAAGACAAAAUGUUAAUGGAUGAGCAAUUCACUCAUUUGCUUGCUACAGGAGAAUGUCCUCAAGAACUUUCAGAUGAAGAACAAAGACCUUCCGUUGAUAAUAUAUCACUCCAAAAAACAGCACUGGCUGAAAAGACUUUCCAGCUGCCUGCUUUCUUCAGUGGACUACGUGUCAGGAAAAAGGGACUAACCACAGAAGAUGGGGAAACUGUUACAGAAAUUAAACCAAGGGAGAAUGAUUUAGCUCUCCUUAAAUUACGACAGCCUGUUAAGAAAUCCAAUAUUGCAUCAGGUUUGACCAUUAAAAAAAAAUCAUCUGAACCUAAAGCAAAUCCCACUUUUCUAGAACAACUCUCGCAUUUGUUAAACAUAGACGUCUCCAAGAAUGAAGAUAGAACUGAGGACUCUGCUGAGGGAUCUGGGGAGACCGAGGACAGUGAUGAAGCUCAAGAGAACAAAGCCUCCAGCAAAAGAGAACCACGAUUUCCCUCUGAGGAGAUAAAAUCAAGCCCUGCUGAAUCUGCACUGGAUGCCUUUAAAGCCUUAUUCACGCGACCUCCCAAGAAAGAAACAACUGCAGAUCCUUCAGAGCUGGAAGCCCUGAAACGCAAAAUGAGACAUGAAAAAGAGUCCUUGAAAGCUGUAUUUGAAAGGUCAAAAUCAAAACCUGGGGAUGGACCAUCAGACAAAUCUCCUGACCUGAGUCCCUCAGAGCAAGAUGACAAGACUCCAGGGAGACUCCAGACUGUCUGGCCGCCACCAAAAGCAAAUCAUGAAGAAGUAAAAGUAGGAUUGAAGUACACAGAAGCAGAGUACCAAGCUGCCAUUCUGCAUUUAAAGAGGGAACACAAAGAAGAAAUUGAAACAUUAAAGUCUCAGUUUGAACUCAGGGUAUUCCAUAUUCGUGGAGAACAUGCUGUCUCAACUGCUCAGCUUGAGGAAACCAUUGCACAUCUGAAGAAUGAACUUGAUAAUAAAUUAAACAGAAGAAAUGAAAAAGCAAAGGAUAUUGGUGUUUCUACUGAAGAUGAUAACCCACCAAAGGCAUACCGAAAUGUAUGUAUACAGACUGACAGAGAAACUUUUAUAAAGCCUAGUGAAGAAGAAAACAGAGCUGUGAAAAAUAACCAAAUAGUACCCAAAAAGCUUAAUAUUUCUUCUUUGACACAUAGUAUAUCUGCCCAAAGUGAAAAUAAGGACAAUUACAAUGUACAGUCAUCAGAAAGUGUCUUGUCUUGUCAACCAAAACAAAUGCUGCCUCCACCACCACCACCACCACCACCUCCUCCCCUUCCUGAUUCUUCGCUGUCUGCUGUAGUUCCUCCACCACCACCUUUGCCAAUGGGUCCGGCUUCACUGACAUCUCAGUUUGGAUCUCAUCCACCGCUGCCACCUCCACUUUCUGAAGGCUGUAGGGAUUUUCAGGCACCACCACCACCGCCACCCCCACCGCUUCCGGGGCUGGGACCUCCUGUUCCUCCUCCACUGCCUGGAUCUGGGUUACCUCCACCCCCUCCACCUCCUGGGCCUGGGUUCUUUUUUAAUAGCACUUUAUCUUCAAACCAAGGUCCUCGAAAACCUGCCAUUGAACCUGGCCGUCCCAUGAAGCCUUUGUACUGGACACGAAUACAAUUGCAAGAUAACAGGAAAACUGCUAUGCCAACAUUAUGGGAAUCACUGGAAGAACCUGAUAUACUUGACACUACUGAGUUUGAAUAUUUAUUCUCCAAAGACACCACUCAGGAAAAAAGAAAACCAUUAUCAGAGACUUACGAAAAAAAAACCAAGGCCAAAAAGAUUAUCAAAUUGCUGGAUGGAAAGCGAUCUCAAACUGUAGGAAUUUUAAUAUCGAGUUUGCACUUGGAGAUGAAGGAUAUUCAACAAGCUAUAUUGUGUGUCGAUGACUCUGUAGUAGAUCUGGAGACACUGGAAGCCCUAUAUGAAAAUAGAGCACAAAAGGAUGAGCUGGAGAAAAUCAAGCAAUAUUAUCAGACUUCAAAAGAGGAGGAACUGAAGCUUCUGGAUAAACCAGAACAAUUUCUGUAUGAGUUGUCUCAAAUCCCCAACUUCGCAGAGCGAGCUCAGUGUAUUAUCUUCCAGUCGGUUUUCUCUGAAGGGAUAACGUCAGUGCACCGGAAGGUCGAUAUUGUGACUCGUGUUUCCAAGGCUUUGCUGAGCAUGAAAAGUGUAAAGGAAAUUUUGGGCUUGAUUCUGGCUUUUGGAAAUUAUAUGAACGGAGGGAAUAGGACCCGAGGUCAAGCUGAUGGGUUUGGUUUGGAAAUACUCCCCAAACUAAAGGAUGUCAAAAGCAGAGACAAUGGUAUUAAUCUUGUGGAUUAUGUUGUCAUAUACUACCUACGCCAUUGUGAUAAGGAAGCAGGAACAGACAAGAGUAUUUUUCCUUUACCAGAACCACAGGAUUUUUUCCAGGCCUCCCAAGUUAAAUUUGAAGACCUAAUAAAAGACUUAAGGAAACUGAGGAGAGAUCUAGAAGCCUCUGAAAAGCAGAUGAAGUUAGUUUGCAGAGAGUCUUCUGAAGAACAUCUCCAGCCCUUCAAGGAGAAAUUAGAGGAAUUCUUUCAGAAAGCUAAAGAAGAACGGAAAAAAGAAGAGAACAGUUUGGAAAAUGCUCAAAAAUGCUUUGAAGAAACAGUGGGAUACUUUGGGAUAAAGCCAAAGCCUGGUGAGAAGGAGAUCACACCAAACUACGUUUUCACAGUGUGGUACGAAUUCUGCAGUGACUUCAAGACCAUUUGGAAACGAGAGAGCAAAAGCAUUUCCAAGGAACGAAUUAAAGUGGCUCAGCAAUCAGUGAGCAAGUUAACUGCAGAGAAGAAAGUUGAAACGAAGAAAAUCAAUCCUACAGCUAGCCUGAAAGAAAGACUACGUCAGAAGGAAGCCAGUGUGACUGCCAACUGAAGGAAGAUGAAUGAAAACAGUGCAGUGAUUUCAUACAUUGCCUGAUGCUUUACUACACCAAUGGCCCAGGAAGCACCUUAUGUUAGAUACUGAAUUCUGCUUUGCUGAUCUGUCCCAAGACAAUCCAUUAAAGACUUUUGAGUUCCUUCAGAGGGGUUUGUAUGUUCAGUGGAGGGAAUUCUAAGAAGGU
Messenger RNA from Agelaius phoeniceus (red-winged blackbird), 6208 nucleotides. NCBI's taxonomy places the organism in Eukaryota, Metazoa, Chordata, Aves, Passeriformes, Icteridae. The record is from RefSeq and is a predicted model, not a curated record.